Molecule: messenger RNA, 5839 nt
Organism: Acipenser ruthenus (sterlet)
Lineage: Eukaryota; Metazoa; Chordata; Actinopteri; Acipenseriformes; Acipenseridae
Product: inositol polyphosphate multikinase-like
Exons: 6
Coding region: 791-2050 (419 amino acids)
Biological process (GO): inositol phosphate biosynthetic process
Cellular component (GO): nucleus; cytoplasm
Molecular function (GO): inositol-1,4,5-trisphosphate 3-kinase activity; inositol tetrakisphosphate kinase activity
Source: RefSeq, a predicted model, not a curated record
UAUUUGCCUUUUUGUGUAGGCUAGUGAGUAGGCAAAUAUUUACGACAGUAAGGGAAGUGCCGGAAAUGUUGCUGUUAAUAAGUGAGAGAAAGUCGCUUAUCACUAUCCACUCGCAAGAACUAAAAUUUAAAAAUGGAAACAGUAACGAAUUGACGACCACAGUGGCUGUGAAAAAACUACCCGUGCAUAUACGGAACACCCACUUUGAAAUGAUAAAAAAAUAUGGAAUUUACAACAUGCCGACGAUCAUUUUUGCGUAAUUAUUAAUCAAGAGUGAGGGACCUGGCUGGAUGUCGAUACGGCUGAUGUCACGGGUGCUUGACCACUGGGAUUAUUAUAAAUUGAAACUGUGAAGAGAGAAACAAUAUCACGUUUUUUUUUUUUCACGAGUUGUUUUCUUUUACUGGAAUGAGUGUGAUUUUUUAAUACUCAAAAUUGUAUACAAUGCAACGGGAUUCUGUAAACCUACAGCUUUAGCAGAGGAGGAGUGUUGACGUUCUCACAUUGAGGAAGUGGGAUGUGGCCAGACUGUAUUUUGUGUUGCUGUUUGGGUUGCCAGAAUAAUUCAUGUGGUACUAUAGGACCUUGCAACGUAGUAUUAUUAAGAUAUAGACUUGGUAUCUGAUGGCUGCAAGUUAAUUAUUACCAGGCAGAAUGAACGCUUCUGGUGAUCGUAUGACUCGAGCUGCGGUUACCUCGUCGGGUAUUUAAAAUAAAUAGAUGAUCUAACUCAGCAUUCGCCAGCUUUGAACUAGCAGCGUUGCCUCCGCCUCAUCACCAGCAUUCAAAAAUGACAACUCAACACCAAAUAGUGGACUCGUCUCUCACACUGGGGCAAAAUCAAAUUGUCAGCUGUGACAGCGAUCGUUCUGCAUUGGAAAAGGAAAAGAGGAAAAGCCAGGAUGAAUCACAGAAGCAUAUGAAUGGAUGUGUGCCACUUUCCCAUCAAGUGGCUGGUCAUAAGUAUGGAAUAGAUAAAGUAGGUAUUUUGCAGCACCCAGAUGGCACUGUUUUGAAGCAGUUACAACCCCCUCCUCGUGGUCCUAGGGAGCUGCAGUUCUACAGCAUGGUGUAUGAUGAACACUGCUGUGACCCUGUCCUGUUAGACCUCCAGAUGUAUUUGCCGAAGUACUACGGCACCUGGACUCCAGCUGAUGCGCCGAAUGAUCUGUACCUUAAACUGGAUGACGUGACCCGCAAGUUUAACAAGCCAUGUAUAAUGGAUGUAAAAAUAGGCCAGAAAAGUUACGAUCCCUACGCCUUGAAGGAGAAGAAAGACCAGCAAAUCAGGAAGUACCCCUUGAUGGAAGAGAUUGGCUUCCUAGUACUUGGCAUGAGGAUAUAUCUUGUGAACACUGACAGCUAUGAGACCCAUGACCAGCAUUACGGAAGAGGCUUGAUGAAAGAAACAAUAAAGGAUGGUUUAACCAAAUUCUUCUUUAAUGGAAACAACGUCCGGAAAGAUGCCGUCACAGCCAGCAUUCAGAAGGUCCAGAAGAUCCUGCAGUGGUUUGAGAGCCAGAGCCAGUUACAUUUUUAUGCAAGUUCCCUGCUGUUUGUGUACGAGGGCUUGCCUCAGCAAGCAGCUCAGAUGAAGCGGAAUGCCGGCAGUCUGGCAGACGUGAGCGCCGCUCCCAAAGGCUGUCACACAGACGGAGAGGUGCUGGAGUACAACAAUAAUGUCCGCGUGAUCGGCUCCAUGGAGAACGGGAGGACGGUGACUUCGCUUGGCCAGAGCCUCUCCAACAUGUACGCACUCCACAAAAAAGGCUGUUCCCAGGGACAUUACAAUGACGUCCCCCUGCAAAUCGAAACCAGCGAGCAGGAUAACAGCUUAUGGAAACGCACUACUCCGCCAAACGGUAAUGAUAACAAACCCCAACUGGAAAAGGAAAGCCACCAUAUGCCAGCUGUGAUGCAGAGACCAAACGAGGUAGAAGUUAGAAUGAUUGACUUUGCUCACGUUUUUCCCAGUAAUACCAAGGAUGAAGGGUAUGUCUACGGGCUCAAAAAUUUACUGACUGUGCUGCAGCAAAUCCUAAAUAAUUAAACCUCUCCCCGUAUUGAUGCUGUGGUUGAUGUUGCACUUCUUUUUAACAUUGGGGCCAAUAUCAAAGAAAGAGCAGCAGCCGUCAUGGAAAUAAUUCUGCACUAGCAGUGAUGCAUACUGAUGUUUGUAAUUCUUUGUGUAUUACGUGCUUGUUUCGUACUACUGGUAACUAUAGUUUAAUUUUAUAAUUAUCUUACUCAGGAAAACUAAUGCAUAAAACAUUCAUUUAAAAAAAUAAUAAUAAUAAUUUGGACAACUGAUGUGACUAGUGGGAGGAUUACGAAAAAUAAGUAGGCUAUAGCUUAUGGAUAUAAAAUAUAUCCUCUAUUUUAGAAAUAGCCCCAGAAAAAAAUAAUGAAACUGAAGAACUACUGAUUUUUUUUUCAAUUUACUAUAACUAGUUCUAUUUCUAUUAUGUUAGCUACAAAAUAAACAAAUUAACCUUGAAAGAUAUUUUUACGAUAAAUAGCUUAUAUGACUUAAACGUUUUUUUUUUUUGUUUUUUUUUUGCUGCCAAAUUGUUAUAACAUUUAUUCUGAAGCUCUGGAAAGAAGGUGUUGCAAGGUAUAAAUGGGGGGGGGGGGGGGCUUGUUUUUAAAGAUUGGAAUGGGUUAAAUUGAUUGAAAUAGUGCUUUUUUAUAUUUAUUAGCAAAUUAUCUUAACAUUAUUUUAGUGUAAAUAUAUGAAUUGUGCUGCUGUGUUAUAAGGAAUAUACUGUGGAAUGGAACUACAAUGCUUCAUGAUAGGAAUUACCUAUGUACUGGCUAGAGUUUAAUAUGAAGUGAAAUUAUUUAAGAAAACUGGCAAAAAAACAAAAAAGUAAUAAAAAAAUCUCUCAUUGUUGUAUAUCUCAUCCCCAGAAAGAGACUGACACAUUUAUUUUGCACCCCCAGAGCCAAAACUCCAGGAGUAGCAGCGGUCAAUAUGUACAUUUAUAACUAAUCUAAACAUACAUAAUGGUAUAGAAGGCAAAUUGGGCUUUUACAACUUGGCAAAAGCAGCUAUAUAUAUUAACGUUUCUUAUUACUUAAAAUGUUUUGCUUUAGUCUGAUGAUGAUAUUUCCCUUAAGUUUGAUUUUAAAGUGGUACUAACCAAGGCUUUUAACCUGUCAUAGUGUCAUUAUUAGACAUGCCUAAGGGUUUCAUAUGUUUUAGUUUUUUGGACUGUUCUUUCACUUUGAUUCAGGUUUGGCCGGUUUGUCUUGUCGGAACGCUAGUGAGUUCACUUCCUGUGUUACAGGUACAGUAAUAUGUGUAUAUAUAUAAUAUGUAUAUAUUUACAUAUUUACUUGGUUUAGAAUCCUUUUCAGGCCAUUCAGAGCACCUGUUCCCCCAUGUUAUAAAGGCAAUUGGCUUAUAGCCAAUUAGGAAUUUGGAAAUAGGAAAAAUGAGCUUCAGAAGAGCCAUAGUGAAAAUAAAGUUCAACAGAGGUUCAGAAGAAUGGGGAGAAUUUGGGUGCAAAUGUUACUAUGCAAAUCAGGGAAUGUAGGUUGCACUUUAAAAGGCAUACAUAACAAUUUAAUAGCAUUGUAAUAACUACGAUGUCCUGCUCUUACAUGAUAACUACUGGUGGAAUAAGUGUAUUAUUACAUGGAAAUGGCCAGUGCCAUGGUGUUACUAUGUAAUUAAAAAUGUUGUUCACAAAUUAAGUAUACCGUUGUUACCAUGUAAUAGCCGGAAUCAUUGGUAAUUACUUGGUUGUUAAAAUGUGAUUGCAUGGCUAUUCAUGCACUAAUAUAAAGUGUGACUUGAAUGGAAAGAAAACAUUCUUGCAUAGUAACCUUAAGUUACUGCCAUUUGUUUUUGUAGAAAUUCUUUGGUCAGGUAAAUCACUAAAACAAUUACUAGCACAGCUGUACCUUGAACAUGAGAAUAUUAACAAAGUGUAUUACUACUUUUCUAUUUUUAUCUACAUCUGUGUCCGAAAUCAACAAAACUCAAAAGGGUUAAUGGCAAAUUGGUUUAACGAAUAGAUGCACCAACAAGGGCAUUUUAGUUGUGUAAUGAAGUUGCUUAGGAAACAUGCAUCUCCUUAUGAUUAUAUUCCAUUCCAGUAUCCUAGGGAUUUAUUAAUAAUGGUAAUAUGAGUAUUUAUUGUUAAUUGUUUUUAGUGAUGGAAUUGGUAGAAUGAACUAGCUGAACUAAUGAAAGAUAAAAAAGAUAAACUACUAUCAAUUAUAUAUUGUUUUCACAUCUUUUUGGCCCAUAAAUAGUUCCUUUCUUGGUAAAGAAUGGAAAUAAAAGCAAACAAACAGAUAAUAACCUUUUGUAAACUAACUUAUGCAUCUCAGAAGAAACAUUUUAAAGUGACCCUGUCCCAUACUCCUUUAAAAAGAAUGUAAUCUAUAAACUUACAAACCAGUAUUAAAAGUCUCACCAUGUUUGUAGUAGGACAGACAGUGUGAUGUAGUGGCAGUCAUGCUUUAAGGGAGUGGGGGUGGUACAGUACUUUAGCUUUUCAUCCCAGCAAGACUACAUUGAAGGCGAAACUAUGAAAGAAUGUAGUAAAUGGGCACCAAUAAUUUAUUUUUAGUUUAAUAACAUUUUGUGAUGGAUCAUGCAUUUCAUGUUUCUUCCCCAAGCUCUUUAAAAGAGUGAUAACGAAGGCAAUCACUGGUCCAUGUUCUUUUCGUUUGUUAUUUUAUUUUGGCAAAAAAUAUCUUUAGCAAAAUGAGUGGAUCAGUGACAAUGUUAAAACUAGUAAGAUGAAUUGUAAAUAUUGAAUACUUCAUAUUGAAAUUAGUGAAGUGACCUUUUGCAAUUGUCAGUUUGGUGCAUCUCUGGGCAAGUUCAGAGGUCAAGCUAACAUGCAGAUCUUCUAUUGCAUCUAAUCUGCACACCAGUGCACAGGCGGAUCGGAACAUUACAGUAUAUGUGAACCGUUAAUCGACCUAUGCAGCUUAUUUCAAAGGCUAUUUAUUUGCAGUCUUUUUAUUGUAUGGUUUAAUAUCAUCUCUUCCUUUUGUUUACAAUAAAUUCUAUGAAUCUUACUGGUUUACUGUUUUCAUACACCUAGAGAAGUUAACUUCAUACUGUAUACUAGUGUAGGCGUAAUAUGGCUAAAAUGUUCUCCCUCCCUGAAAUGAGUUAGUACAUGUUUUACCCCAGAGCAAGUCACGUUAUUAUGUACAGCAUAUGCAUGGCAGUUAGGCUUAAGGGUGUGAGAAUAGGUUUAUGCCUUUAAUUGUUUUUGCUGUGAAGGAUAGGAGAACUUUCCCUGUGUAUUUUGGUGUUAGCAGUCACUGCCAUGUGGGCAAUUUAACAUGCGCCUGGUUUUAAAUUUCCAAAUAAGCAGGUAGUGCACAGAAGCACUUUAGUAAUUUUGGGACUGUACUGGAUCUGUUUAUAAAGCAUCACACAGAUCAGGGCUUGACUUUAACUUUGCCAUAAAACAUUGUAGACUGGUGGUGCAGACCCUGAUUAGCACUGAUACAAAUCUACAGAAACAUCCGUACUAACCCGGGCUCUGUGAAUCAUUAAGCUUCAUUGGUUCAAAAGUUUUAGUUUUGUCAAAUUAUGAACAAUAGUGGUAAACUGUAAAUCUGAGCCCUGGUAUUCUUGCUUAAUGAGGUUUCUGGAAGAAAUGGUGUCUUGCAUCCCUUAUGCUUUUGCCUAAAUGUUUUCUAUUUUGAUCUCAUAGUCUUUGUCCCAGUUGUGUUCUUUUUUGUUUUGUUUUGUUUUUGGAUUGUAUCUGUAUUUUUUUUUUUUUUCUCUUUUCGUUUUUAUCAUGGAAUCACAGAGGAAAGUGUUUGUGUGUAAUUGCUGUUUCUUUCAAUCCAAUGGAAUCAA